AUGAAGCUCUCUGCCAUUCUCGCCAUCGGCCUUGCCUCCCUCGCGGCCAGCCAAUCGAUCAACGACGUCCCCAAGUGCGCCGUCCCCUGCCUCCAGAAUGCAGUGAAGAGCGAGACCAACUGCGGCGAGAGCGACUUCAAGUGCGCCUGCAAGGGUGACAACUACAAGAAGGUCCAGGCCGCUGCUACGGGCUGUACCGUUAAGGCUUGUGGUCAGAAUGUCGCCGUCGAACAAGUUCUUCCUGCUGUUAAGAAGCUCUGUGGACAAUAG
Messenger RNA from Aspergillus puulaauensis, 270 nucleotides. RefSeq names its product CFEM domain-containing protein. The record is from RefSeq and is a predicted model, not a curated record. NCBI's taxonomy places the organism in Eukaryota, Fungi, Ascomycota, Eurotiomycetes, Eurotiales, Aspergillaceae. The coding region runs from base 1 to 270 and encodes 89 amino acids. The transcript has 2 exons.